Anoplopoma fimbria (sablefish) is the source of this 978-nucleotide messenger RNA. RefSeq names its product proteasome 20S subunit beta 12 (gene psmb12). Gene Ontology annotation, cellular component: proteasome core complex. The transcript is spliced from 6 exons. NCBI's taxonomy places the organism in Eukaryota, Metazoa, Chordata, Actinopteri, Perciformes, Anoplopomatidae. Gene Ontology annotation, molecular function: threonine-type endopeptidase activity. The coding region runs from base 39 to 692 and encodes 217 amino acids. The record is from RefSeq and is a predicted model, not a curated record.
GUCACCUCUCCUUCUUCUCUUUCGAUUUUGCAGUGAAAAUGGAGAAACGCAGCACGGACUCGCGAGUCAAAGGAGUCAGCACAGGGACCACCAUCCUGGCUGCCGCUUUUGAUGGAGGGGUCGUGAUUGGUUCAGACUCCAGGGCUUCCAUUGGAGGGGAAUAUGUAUCAUCUAAGACCAUCAACAAGGUGAUUCAGGUUCAUGACCAGAUCUUCUGCUGCAUGGCUGGCUCCCUCGCAGAUGCUCAGGCUGUCACCAAGGCUGCAAAGUUCCACCUGUCCUUUCACAGUGUCCAGAUGGAGACCCCUCCACUGGUGAUAGCAGCAGCAUCUGUACUUCAAGAACUGUGCUACAAAAACAAAGAGGAGCUGCAGGCCGGCUUCAUCACCGCAGGCUGGGACAGGAAGAAAGGACCACAGGUGUACGUCGUGUCUUUAGGUGGGAUGUUACUCCGUCAGCCGGUUACCAUCGCUGGCUCAGGCAGCACCUACAUCUACGGCUACGUUGACGCCAAAUAUAAACCCAACAUGAGCCGAGAGGAAUGCCUACAGUUUGCCACUAAUGCUCUAGCUCUUGCCAUGGGCAGAGACAACGUCAGCGGAGGCGUGGCUCACCUGGUGGUGAUCACGGAAACUGGGGUGGAGCACGUGGUUGUCCCUGGUAACAAGCUGCCCAAGUUCCACAAUGAGUGACAGCCUUCGACAACCAAUAACAUUUUGACCAAUUUUUGUUUUGUUUUGUUUGGCUUUAUGUAAGUAAUAGUUUGAAAUCUCAUCAUUAAUGUUAUUAUGGAAAGAUGCAGACUAGUUACUAGUUAUACAACUUCUAUGCCAAACUACAAACGUUGACUUACAACUCUUAUAAUUCCAUUAUAAAUACGGCUCUAUCUGCCUUUUUCUCUGUCCAGAUCACGUUUGUGUAAUUUUUUUUGAUGUUUGGAAAUAUUUUCAAUAUAAAUAAACAUUUUCCAAAACCCCA